Molecule: messenger RNA, 1159 nt
Organism: Truncatella angustata
Lineage: Eukaryota; Fungi; Ascomycota; Sordariomycetes; Amphisphaeriales; Sporocadaceae
Exons: 1
Coding region: 191-1144 (317 amino acids)
Source: RefSeq, a predicted model, not a curated record
UUUCAAUUCUUCCAAAAGUCUAUCCAUGUAUGGAGCAGAGUCCGUUUGCUGGUGCGUAGCUCGAGAGGCUCGCGAUUCCCCGGGGCUCAUUCUGGCAUCUACGACAAGGCAGUGAGAGUUCCACCCAGCGACCUCUCUCCUUCUCUCUCGUGUGCCCACAUUCUGCAUACUAUAUACACAUCUCGCCGAAAUGCCGCCCACAAUACCGGCUGCCCUCUCGAGGAGAGCUGCGCAGUCAACAUCAGCCAGCUCCGUCACCUCCUUAACACGGGCCUUCUCCUGCACCUCGAUUCACCAGUCCACCAAGAUCCCCCCGGAGUCUCCCCUCUUCAUCAACGUCCCGACGCCACCGCUCUCGCAGGCAGUCGAGGACAAGCGGCCCGACCGCUUCGCCAAGAAAGGUCACCUACCUCUGCCACGCCGAAUCUUCAAGCGCAGGACCUACGAGCUGCCCAAGACCUCGCCCGUCUUCCUCUCCAAGUCCGCGCCCCUCCCCACCAGCGCCAAGGCCCAGCUGCCGCCCGCCAGCGAACAUGACGCCCGCCGCCGGGAGAUGGCCGACAUGCGCCGCAAGAACCUGACCGAGGGCAUCGAGGAGCUGUGGAAGCGCCGCAAGGACACGGAGAAGGCCCGCAGGAAACACCGCGAGGCCAAGCAGUGGCACCACAAGAACGCCAUGAACGCCCCCCAGCGCGACGACGAGGCCUUCACCGAGAGCUCCAUCCCCGCCGCCGUCCUGCAGACCCACGUUCCCCAGGAUCCCCUGAGGUUCGAGCACGGCCUGCAGUCCAAGGCCCGCACCGACGCCAUCGUCGCCCGCAAGAGCCAGGACCGCAAGGACGCCCUGCAGAAGCUGUACAUGUCCGCCCGCUCCUUCAUCGUCGACGAGAAGGUCCUGGAGAGCGAGGUGGACAAGCUCUUCCGCCCAGACACUUUCAGCAGCGGCAUCUCCGAGACCGGCGCCAUUCCCGAGAAUGCGUGGGGUUACUACGGCAAGCCUCUGACCGUGAGGGAGUUGAUGGGAGAUGUCAUGCGAACGGACAACAAGAUCCUGAACAUCUCCCAGGAGGAGGGCAGCAGGACCAGCAAGCGCCAGAUCAAGGUCGCCGAGGAACUGACUGGUGGCCCCAUGGACGACGCCUAAGGCACGCCUCUACAC